This is a messenger RNA of Musa acuminata AAA Group (dessert banana), 6048 nucleotides long. Its product is annotated as pentatricopeptide repeat-containing protein At5g65560-like. Bases 234 to 3308 code for a protein of 1024 amino acids. The transcript has 3 exons. Gene Ontology annotation, molecular function: mRNA binding; protein binding. Lineage: Eukaryota; Viridiplantae; Streptophyta; Magnoliopsida; Zingiberales; Musaceae. The record is from RefSeq and is a predicted model, not a curated record.
UGAUCGCUUGCGAAGGGGAAGAGACUCAUCAACAGUGACCUUAUCGACUCUCCUUUCUCCGGUAGUACACCGCGGACUCGGCUGGAUUUGGGCAACCGGACUCGAAUCUGUUUUGGGUCGAGCCAAAUCUGUCCCGAUGAGACCCCGAAUCCCCGAAUUCGAACCGGGCGCUUUCGUUGGACCGCCACUAUUAAGCUUUCUCCCACCACUGAACCCUUAAACCGUAACCUAGCAUGAGAAGACGAUGGGCGGUUGCCGUCACGGCCAGCAAGCCCACCCCUGGUCUACUAUCAACCUCCUCCUCCUCCAUACGACCCUUCUCUUCUCGGUAUUCCUCCUCCUCCGCCGUCGCCGCCGAAGACUUACUAGCCGAGACCCUGCCACCAGAGAAACCCAGCACCGGCUCGUUUCUCGUCGCCCGCCUAUCCUAUCUUCUCUCCCGGCCGCACUGGUGCAAGAAUCGCUCUUUGAAAAAAUUGGCUCGCUCCGUGACCCCGCCCGUGGUCGCCGAGCUGCUCCAGGGCGGUUCCCUCGAUGCCGAGUCGGCGCUCGCGUUCUUCCAAUGGAUCGGCCAGCGUCCAGGAUACCGGCACAGUGUAGAGUCCUAUGCCUCCCUGGUCCACGUACUCCUUCGAUCGAAAUCUCGCUUCCAGGUUGACGAAGUUGUCACCUUUAUGAUUAAAUCGUGUUAUUCCGUCGAGGAAGUGCGCACAGCAUUGGAGACAUUUAAGUUGAUCAACAGAGCAGGUGGCGGUGUCAGAUUCAGGCCCUCUAUUUGGUGUUACAACACGCUGUUGAUGUCCCUCGGCAGGUAUGGAAUGAUCGAGGAGAUGAACGAUAUGUACCGGCAGAUUAAUAAUGAUCAAGUUUUGCCUGACCUUGUUACCUACAAUACGAUGAUCAAGGCCUAUUGCAUGGAAGGGAAUCUGGCUGAAACAAAACAGUAUCUUAGGUGCUUACUGGAAUCUGGUUUGGCUCCAGAUAGAUUUACGUACAAUUUUUUGAUCUUAGGGCACUGUCGGAGCAAGAAAUUAGACAGGGCUUGUUGGAUUUUCUUGAUGAUGCCACAGAUGGGUCGCCGGAGAAACGAAUUUUCAUACACCAUCCUCAUCCAAGGGCUCUGUAAGCACUCUAGGGUAAAUGAGGCUUUGAGCUUGUUCUUAAAGAUGGGAAGUGAUGCAUGUCACCCUAAUGUCCACACGUACACGGUGAUGAUAGAUGGUCUUUGCACGGUGGGAAAGCUUGAUGAUGCUGAGAAAUUGUUGAAUGAGAUUUUUGAUAGAGGUUUGGUUCCUAGCAAUGUGACUUACAAUGCUCUGCUGGAUGGUUACUGUAAGAGAGGGAAAUUUGAAGCUGCUUAUGGGGUUAUGAAGCUAAUGGAAUCAAAUGGUUGCAAGCUAGAUGAAUGGACUUAUUCAAUAGUCAUUCAGAGUCUUUGUAAGGAGAAUAGGCUUGAGGAUGCUGAGGCAUUGCUGAAUGAGGCCAUUGCAAGGGGUUGUGGUCCUAAUGUCUUUACAUUUAGCGCUCUCUUACAUGUAUAUUGCAAGCAUGGGAAGAUUGCUGAUGGUUUGAGAGUUAUGGAACUCAUGGAAUCAAAUGGAUGUAAACCAGAUGCAUGGACUUAUACAAUGAUGAUUGAUGGCCUGUGUAAGGAGAAUAGACUAGAUGAUGCUGUAAAAAUGCUAAGGGAGAUGUUUGAUAGACGUUUGAUUCCAAGUGUUGUCACCUAUACUGCUUUGGUUGGUGGAUUUUGUGAGAGAAGGAAGAUGAACGAUGCACUACAGGUUGUGGAGAUGAUGGAGUCAUAUGGGUGUCAACCAAAUGCUUGGACUUAUACUGAGCUGAUUUAUGGAUUUUGUCUAGAGAGAAACGUGCACAAGGCGAUGAGUUUGUUAUCCAAGAUGCUUGAAGGUGGAUCAACUCCAAACAUAAUCACAUACACCAACUUGAUUAAUGGGCAGUGCCAGGAGGGUUAUAUGGAUGAUGCUCUCAGAUUACUCAACUCAAUGGAGGCAAAAGGUUUGGUCGCUGAUCAGCAGACAUAUACUAUUUUAAUAGAUGCCCUCUGCAAGGACGGCAGAAUUGGUGAAGCUUAUGCUUUAUUUUCCUCUCUUGCCAGAAAAGAUGUAAUUCCAAACAAGGUCAUGUAUACUGCACUAAUAGAUGGCCUAUGCAAAUCAGGAAAGAUUGAUUUUGCUUAUUCCCUGCUUAAGAGAAUGAGUUUAGAUGAUUGCUUGCCAGACACCUUCACGUACAGUGUGUUAAUAGAUGGCUUUUGCAAAGAAAGAAAAUUGCAAGAAGCCUUGUCACUGCUGGGGACUAUGUCCAAAAAAGGUGUAGAGCCUACAGCUGUAACUUUUACGAUUCUUAUUGAUGAGAUGCUCUAUAAAGGGGACUAUGAUCAUGCUAAAAAGAUGUUGAACCAAAUAUUUUCUUCAGGUUGUAAGCCAACUGCACACACUUACACUGCAUUCGUCCAUGCCUAUUGCUGUGAGGGAAGGGUAGAAGAGGCGGAAAGUACAGUAACAGAGAUGAAGAAUAAAGGAAUUCUUCCUGAUUUGGUAACAUAUAACACAUUGAUUAAUGGAUUUGGAACUAUGGGGUACAUGGAUCGUGCAUUUUCUGCUCUCAAGAACAUGAUCGAUUCUGCAUGCCAUCCAAACUACUGGACUUACUCAGUUUUGCUCGAGCAUUUCUUGAAAGGCAAGCAGGAAAACAUUGUCCUUAGUAGUUCAGAAUUGUGGGAGAAAAUAGAUGUAGCAAUAGUUCUGGAGUUUUUAGGGGAGAUGGAACAGUUUGAUUGUGCUCCUAAUCUUGUUACAUAUGGUGCCCUCAUAGCAGGCUUCUGCAAGGUGGCACGGUUGGAAGAAGCAUAUCUGAUGUUGUCUCAUAUGAAAAAAGGAGGUUUAUUACCCAACGGAGACAUCUACAACUCUCUCAUUAUUUGUUGCUGCAAGUUAAACCGGUAUAUGGAGGCAUCAACUUUUAUGAACUCCAUGUCAGAAUGUGGCUAUCUUCCUCAGUUGGAAUCCUACCAGGUUCUUCUUUCAGGGCUCUGUGAUGAAAGAAACUCUGAGCAAGCUAAAUUAUUUUUCUGUGACUUAAUGGGUAAAGGUUAUAAUCCUGAUGAGGUUGUAUGGAAAGUUCUCAUUGAUGGUGUACUUAAAAAAGGUUAUGUGAAUGAAUGUUCUGAGAUGUUUACAAUCAUGAAGGAAUUGAACUGCUAUCCUACUCCUCAGACACUUGCUCUGAUGGCCAAGUACACUUCUGAACUAAGUCAGGGGGAAACAAGCAUACUGGAGAAAUGAUCCUUCUUAAUUGGCAUCUUACAUGGUAAUUCCUGUGGCAACUUUUAAAUGUUCCCUUCCCUUGUAUGGAUACUUAUUGGUGGAAUUACACCGGAAGACUUAUGAAGCAUCCUUGUAAUGGUGUCAGAUGUCCUUCAAAGAACUGUCUUGAGACUGAUAGUAUCCUGUGAUAGUAAACCAUCCUUGACAUCUGAAUAGGUACAAGGGCACAGGUAUCUACUCAGACUAAACUGCACAAGUUCCUGCCUACUUGUAUGAGGCUGUUGCAAUGUACGGCAGCAAUUUACAAAGGGGAGUCCAGGAAAUGGAAUCCACACUGGAGCAGUGUUCAUAUUUUCCAUCAUAGGUUGGAAAUUGGCCUUCCAAGGCAUGAUGAGAUAUGCAUAUGAUGGUCACGAGUAGCCAAGAUAGAUGCAUUGGUAGUUGGAAGAAACACAAGCAAAACAAACUCGAAAUGUGGUAAUGUCUUGACUCAGGUUAGCUGCUCUUCACUCUAAAAAAUAAACUGAUACAUUUGUUAUUCCUGAAAUGAUGACAUCAUUCCUUCAUAUGGUUGUUUUCAUUUCUUUUGGUUUAUGUUCAACUCAAUUUACAGAUGUUCCUUGUGUUCUAGUUGUUAUUUCAGAUGAGUGGAUUAUUUUUGCCCUAGUAUAUUUUGGCUGGUCCAAGAGAGCGAAGGGAUAGUAAUAAAAUGUUCUUUUCAAGUCUGUCAUAGGAGCUGAUAACCUUGUCUUCUUUUUUCUUUUCUCAAUAUUGGUGUCCAAGAUUCUUCGGAGCAAUUCAUUAAAUUCUGACAAGUUGAUUCUUCAAAAGCUUGUGAAUAGCUUCGACUCCUGAAUAUUUUGUUGUAGCAUUGACAGUCUUACACUGGUUAUUAUUCCGAUUAUUGUUACUAACAUGGGCUUUCCCUUUCAAGAUAUUAUUGGAGAUGGUGAGAACAUAUCAGAUUCCUUGGAAAAUUAUGCCUCUUAAAUUCUUUGAAUUGACUGGUUAAGUUCUUGAGGUUUUGGCUUUGCAAAUAAAGAGGUUUAACAAUUAUCACAAUGUGUCCUAGGUUAGUUAUUUCUUCUUUGAAGAACUUUGCUCUGAAUGGCACUUGCAAAAAAAUUUUCAUAAGGAAAUAAUUUAAACUUUAUUUUGAGAAAAAGUAUGAGGUGGUAAUAGUGGUAAUACACAGUGACUAGGAGCAGUGUUAAAUCUUUAAAGGAAUACUAAAACGGAUGGCCCAAACCAUGAUAACAAGUAAAAUUGCAAUGAACCAUUUCUUGAAAAGAAUCUGUGUUGGGGAUCUAUAAAUGAAAUAUUCACAAGCAAGGUACCUAGGAGGACGAUAAAAGGGUCUCAUGAAGAAGGCCUUAAGAACAACAGCAGCAAUAACAACAACUAGUUGUAAUGACAGUAGCGAUAGAAGGGUCCCAUGAAGGUCUUAAGAAUAACAGUAGCAAUAACAACUAGUUGGAAUGACCCAACUAUUUGAGAUCAGCUAUGUAGAUCUUUUAUUGUCAUUGAGCACCAUAAAUCUAGAGUGAAGGUACCUAGGAGGACGAUAAAAGGGUCUCAUGAAGAAGGCCUUAAGAACAACAGCAGCAAUAACAACAACUAGUUGUAAUGACAGUAGCGAUAGAAGGGUCCCAUGAAGGUCUUAAGAAUAACAGUAGCAAUAACAACUAGUUGGAAUGACCCAACUAUUUGAGAUCAGCUAUGUAGAUCUUUUAUUGUCAUUGAGCACCAUAAAUCUAGAGUGAUUACCUUAUGUCUGAUUAAUUGCACAUUAUCAGGCAAUACUAGAGUGAUAACUUAGUUGAUCAUGCUAAGUAUCUAUAUCAUGAAUGCGUCGUUUUAGUGCUAACAUUAACUUAUAGCAGUUCAUGCAGGACAUGGGACCAACAGGCUUUUUGGUAGACCUAUUCUUCCUAGAGGGUCCUCACGAUUGAGAUAAGACUUUUUGGUAGGACAUUCAGCUUUGGAAACUUCCAUGUUUGAUUACAAGAGGAGUAUUGGAAGGACAGUUCAGAUUCUGAUGCCUCUUUGCAGCAGAUCUCCUGAUACACGUCUCAUAUCGAUUGCAGGAAUUCUCAGUUACUCAACUCAACACUACACUCACUUCUGCAGCUUGUGCUUCCUCACAACUGCACACUGGAGCUAGUUGGUUUACUGGACAAGAUUGAAGACUUUCGACCUGGUAGAUUGGAAAAACAAUAUGGAUGCAGUUGCCUCCAAGUUAUAUCAUUUAUUAGUUCCUUUCUGGCAAUGAUACAAGAUGGGGACCAGCUUGAUUGCUUUGGAAAGUUGAACCUCCUCCAAAGUCUGCUGUGAAAAAUGUGCUUUUUCCUCAAAAAAAAAUAUAUAUAUGAUGGAUAACGGCCAAAGCCUGGAUUUCGAGCAGUUUCUUGUGAACCCUCUCUGCGUUGAGCUGUUCGGGAUCAAGUAUGUAAUAAUAUACCAAUCAAUCCGAAUUUAUCAAUCAUCCUUCAUUCAUAAGCAGUUCAGUGUCCGAUGGAUUCUUGCUUUUCUGGCUGAUACUGUAGUGGGAAUUAAAGCUUUUGUCGUAAAGCUGGACAGCAAAUGCAACUAUUUUGCUUCUUCACGCCUGAUGCAAUCGAAGUAUCCAUACAAGAACAAGUUCGGCAUGAAGACUGAGCCACACAAUUCCCUCGCUCAUAUAUGGUGCAGAUGAAGGUGAAUUGUUUUGUCCUAAAGAUUCUUUCUGGACUUCAAAUGCGGUUAUUUUGUUUUUUCA